Penicillium lagena is the source of this 1995-nucleotide messenger RNA. Its product is annotated as putative protein kinase. Bases 1 to 1995 code for a protein of 664 amino acids. Gene Ontology annotation, cellular component: cytoplasm. The transcript has 2 exons. Gene Ontology annotation, biological process: protein phosphorylation; intracellular signal transduction. Lineage: Eukaryota; Fungi; Ascomycota; Eurotiomycetes; Eurotiales; Aspergillaceae. Gene Ontology annotation, molecular function: protein serine/threonine kinase activity; ATP binding. The record is from RefSeq and is a predicted model, not a curated record.
AUGGUUGCUGCCGACUCCGGUACGCCGACCGAUAGGUCUGGUUUGACCUGUUCGCCCCGUGACUCCCUUAAUGCCGCUCCCAGCAGUCAUGGCGACCGUACCAAGCGCCCGGAGACGCUCUUGCUCCAGUCGGCCCUUUCAGUAGACGAAUUCGCGCCUUCCGUACUGCACCCCGAGAACCUAUUCGCGUCGCCGCUCCCCGAGCUUCAAAUCCGUACCGAUUUGCCCAGCGUCCGUCCGACCAGCUCAGGAAAAGAAUCCGAUCCCCUCGCCAUAAACAGUUUGUCGUCGGGGAGCUUCCCGCAUCGUACCCCGAGCCUGCGCGCCCUCGCCGCUCCCAUUUCCAGUGCCGGAUCGUUAUCGCCCGCGUCAUUCAUGUCAUCCCCUCAACUCAACGCCAUGGGUGAUAUCACCCCGCUGCCGUCACCCAUCGGCGGCUCUGCCCCAUGGCGAAGGGGCGACUUACCAUCCCUCUCACGCACGUCCUCCUUGGCGUCACGGAGCGGGUCCAGCUUGCGACUCAGUGAUUCCUCCCAGAUGCUAGGCCCGUCCACUCGGCCUCCCAACAAACCAUACACCGGGCUAGAGCAAUCGGGGCGCGAGUCGCCGGUUCCAACCCGUGCUUGGAGAGAAUCGACCUCGACACAUACUCGCAAUCGCAGUUUAAGCGACUAUGCGCCCCCCGGUCGUCCGUCGGUUUCCCCGCGACCUAUUGCAGUUUCCGGGGCAGGUGGACCAGGUAUCACAUCAUCCUCGAGUACCGACUCGAAAUCCAAUGCCUUGCACCGCGAACAAUAUCUGGCCGUUCAUCGAGGAAUCGCCUUGCCCACCAUACGCCCGCCGAGCCCUCCUCGCAGCAGUGGAAGUGGAUAUGGAGACAACGACAUCGAACCAGUCAUCCGUCACCCGACGCCGCUCAGUGCCCCCGAAGAGAUUUACUCAGUGCGCUCCAUUCGUACGGAUCAAGCUCGAAUUUACCGAAAACUACGGGUUUUGGGCCAAGGCACAUUCAGUCAAGUCAGUCUGGCAGCUAGAGUGGAGCAGGGUCAUGAUAUCCAGUUUUCGCCUUCGACCGAUGGACCGGCCGAUGGGCCCAGCGAUAUUAAACCCUCUAUGUCACAGAAGCUGGUCGCGAUCAAGAUUAUUGAGCAUGGUCCAGCUGGUGGGGCGGACGAGGAACGGCUGGAGGUGUCGCUCAAGCGUGAAGUGGACAUUUUGAAAUCAGUCAACCACCCGUCCUUGGUCCAGUUGAAGGCGUACGGAAGUGAUGAGAAGCGUGCUCUACUGGUUCUCGACUAUUGCCCCGGCGGGGACCUAUUCGAGUACGCAACCUCUGGGCCUCGGCGCAUGUCGCCGGGCCUCAUCCGUCGUAUUUUCGCAGAGCUGGUGGAUGCAGUGCGAUACUUACAUUCCCACUACAUUGUGCACCGGGAUAUUAAGCUAGAAAACGUUUUGCUCACCAUGCCGGAACAUGCCAUGGAGGCUGUGGAUGAUUGGAGCCAUUACGAUCGUGCCGUUGUCACUCUCAGCGAUCUUGGUCUUUCACGGCGCAUUCCCGAACCCCCGGAAAGUCCGCUUUUACACACACGGUGUGGUAGCGAGGACUACGCGGCCCCGGAAAUCUUGAUGGGCCAGGCCUAUGAUGGUCGUGCAACGGACGCGUGGGCCCUCGGCGUGCUGCUCUAUGCCAUCAUGGAAAAUCGUCUGCCGUUUGAUGUUCUCCCAGGUACUCGCGGCGAUCCUGCCAAACUCCGCGCUCGGACGCCGCACCGUAUCGCUCGCUGUGAAUGGGCGUGGUACCGGUAUGCCGAUGAGGAAGAGGAGUGGGAUCCUGAGAAAGGCCGUGAAUUGGAAGGUGCCCGUGAGUGUGUCGAGGGUCUAUUGAAACGCAACACUCGGCGUAAAACACUCGAUGACAUUGCAGCCAUGGAGUGGGUACGCGAUGCAAUAGACGUCCCCGAUGGACUGAAAAGAGGUGACAAGGAAGUGCCAUAG